Trematomus bernacchii (emerald rockcod) is the source of this 1532-nucleotide messenger RNA. RefSeq lists its product as uncharacterized. Bases 198 to 1532 code for a protein of 444 amino acids. NCBI's taxonomy places the organism in Eukaryota, Metazoa, Chordata, Actinopteri, Perciformes, Nototheniidae. The record is from RefSeq and is a predicted model, not a curated record. The transcript has 3 exons.
AGGAGAAGUUUUCUGUACCACUUCAGUGUAAAGAUAAUGGUGAUGCCAGUCAUCCAUUUCCCACAUCAGUCAAACACAGUUUCCUUCUAUCAUCUGUCUGCCCAAUACAUUUACUGGGCAGAGAUCUGAUUCUCCGGUUGGGCUUAGACCUCAUUUCCACAACUGAGGGUCUCGUAGUCCGACGGCCAUCACCUGCGAUGGUUCAAAAACUUUCAUUUGAUGAUAAGGAUCUGUUGAAUGUGUGCGAAUGGCAGCUAACAUCUCCUGAUUCUCAGGAGUUGUUGCGGUUGACUCAUCAGCGUGUUUUUCCACCUGCGGUGUUCAUGGAGGCUUCUCAUUUGCAUUGUACUGCUAACGUUGUUGAAGAUCAAUGUAAACAUUAUGAAGAGAAUUUUCUGUUGGAAUGUGUGAAUGAUGAGCUCAUGCUUAAAGCUAUGUAUUGGAGUGCGCUGCACAGUGCUAUUUCUGUUACACUCACACCCACACAACACAAGCUGUAUCAAAUCCCAGGGGCGGUCCCACACAUUUCACUAGCCAGGGGGCCCACUGAUAGAUGGAGGGAUUUGGGUCCAAUCGUUAAAGACUGGGAAUAUAUUACUGAUUGGACUAUCACUGAUGACCCAUUAAUUGAGUAUUCCUCAUCAGGUGACGUGUUUAAGUACAUCAUUAACUGCUCAGUUCAUGCACUGCGUUCUCUGGUUCCCACAGGCAAUGAUGAUUAUGUUAACCCUGGUUCUAGCCCAUCUGACCUGGAGUUCUCAUGUUUCACUCAUGUUUCUGAUCUCCCUGCCGCGUUAGAAGAAGUGCCUAUAACGCUGUGGGCUGCUCACAAAUAUGAUGUAGGUUUGAUCCACUCAGCUGAGCCUGUAGUUAUCACUCCUAAAUCCACGUUCCGCCCUAAUCAACCACAGUACCCAUUGAAACGUGAAGCUGUUGAUGGCAUUAGGCCAGUUUUUACCUCUCUGCUUAAACAAGGGGUUAUUAUUCCAUGUAAUGACUCCCCGGUACGCACUCCAGUGUUCCCUGUUAAAAAGGUCCGGGACAAGCCUCCGGAUGAAUGGAGAUUUGUCCAGGAUUUACGAGCUGUGAAUGCGGCUGUUCAUGCACGUGCACCGCUCGUUCCAAAUCCUUAUCUGAUUCUUUCCCAAGUGCCUGCCUCUGCAGCAUUUUUCACUGUGAUAGAUCUCUCAAAUGCAUUUUUCAGUGUUCCUGUACACAAAGAUAGCCAAUUUUGGUUUGCAUUUGAAUAUGAUGGUAAACCUUACACAUUCACAUGUUUGUGUCAAGGCUACUGUGAGUCCCCUACUGUGUACAACCAAGCAUUGUGUACAAGUUUGGCCUCUCUGCAAGUUUCAAAAGGCACUGCACUCAUACAGUAUGUCGAUGACAUUAUGAUUUGUGCACCCACAGCUGAACAAUGUGAAGUUGACACUGUUGCUUUGUUAAAACACCUCGCAGCGGAGGGCCACAAGGUCUACCUGAUCACACUAAACCUUUCACUCAGGCAGUGGAUGAGCGAGAUGGGUGUAUGA